AUGAGAUUGGAUCUGGAAUCAGGCGUCACCAAAUGCAUCUCCGAUGACAUCAAAUUAAAUUCAAUGACUGUUGGAAGUUACUCCAUCGUCAAUCCAAACGAAGCUCUCCAUCUUCCUGCUUCUCACAAAAUCUUUGUCACUGUGACAUCACCUAAAGGGCACAGCCAUCAUCAUGCAGAAAGUGUAGAGUCCGGGAAAUUCGUGUUCACGGCGGAUGAAAACGGCGAUUACACCACAUGUUUUGUGGCUCCCGGUUUUAGGCCUCCGGCCAAGUUUGCCGUUGAUUUCGAGUGGAAAAGCGGCGUCGAGGCUAAAGAUUGGGCCAACAUCGCCAAGAGAGGCCAGAUCAACAUGUUGGAGGUGGAGGUGAGAAAAUUACUCGACGUGACGGAAUCUAUACACGACGAAAUGUUUCAACUUCGGGAGAGGGAACGGGAAAUGCAGGAGUUAAACCGGUCAACUAACUCGAGAAUGGCGGCUAUGAGUUUAUUGUCUUUGGUGGUUGCGUUGUCAGUCGCCGGUUUACAACUAUGGCAUCUCAAGUCGUUUUUGGAGAGGAAGAAGCUUCUCUAA
Messenger RNA from Microthlaspi erraticum, 573 nucleotides. Lineage: Eukaryota; Viridiplantae; Streptophyta; Magnoliopsida; Brassicales; Brassicaceae. The record is from the annotation of a GenBank genome assembly.